Molecule: messenger RNA, 4878 nt
Organism: Nicotiana tabacum (common tobacco)
Lineage: Eukaryota; Viridiplantae; Streptophyta; Magnoliopsida; Solanales; Solanaceae
Source: RefSeq, a predicted model, not a curated record
UUUUGAUUCUUACCAAAUUCAUUCCCUUCCUCUCUUCCUCCUCCUCAGUCCACAACUCUUUGCUCUCUGUUUUUUUUCCCAUUCUCGGCUCCAUAGGAAUCCAAACUCGUAAUUUAAUUUAGGGUUUCACGAUUGCCUCUUCUCUUGCCGUCGGUCACCACAAACUUCAGAGAACUCAAAAUUAUACUCUUUCUAACAUAUGAUCUUCACACGGAUAUGAUGUUGUUACAGAUCUAGAAUUUGGACGUCAUAGUUUUAUUUUUAUAUUGAGACACGGUUUCGAGUUGUCAAAACAGGCAAAAAUACGGUACGAUAGACCUUGUAGUCCGGCACUUCUCCAAACCUAGCUCGUAGCGGGAGCUUAGUGCAUUGAGCUGUUUUUUUCUAAUAGGGUGAGUUCCAAAAUAAUUCUAUAUAAACUUGUUUUUCACAACUAUAUGGACACAAUAGUGAACAAAGCAGUGGAAGAACUCUGCAUACAAGGUUGCAAAGGCAGUAGUUCAGUCCUUAUCAGCGAUCUCUGGCCCAAACUAAAUCCCAUCCUUUCAAAAAACGGCCUUGUACUCUGUAAUAAUGUAAAAAAAGCAAUUUUGUCUAACCUUAUUAACAUUCCGAGUCUCGAAUUCGAAUCGCGAGAAGGCAGUAGGUACACUUGUGAUGAUAAUGAUUUGGUUAAGUCAUAUAGUGUGGAAGAAUGCGAGAGAAUGGAAUUGAAGAUCGUCAUACCGGAGCAUAUGGUUGAUAAUUUUACUAGGAUUCAUGAGGUUGAGGUUUCCAAGUCUAAGCUAUGUAAACAAGAGUUAGAAGCUCUUCAUCUCCGUAAAAGAGUCCUCCAACGCAUCGCAAUUGCAAGAGCAAAUGGAAUUACCCAGUGUGAGCUUACUAAGGAAUUUGGCAUCAAGGCCAAUAACUUCUUCCACAUAUUUAAGGAGCUUGAGGUUCUAGGACUGAUUGUGAGGCAUGAAGCAAUUAUUUGGACAAAUGAAGCAUCCAAUAACGGGAAACUUAUAAGUAAGCAUACUACAACCAACAUGCUCUAUUUAAGCCGCUACAGGAAGCACUUGCACAGUCAACAAAGGCUUGAAAUAAGAGGUGGAGUUCUGAUGGCUGAUGAUUUAUCUUAUGAAAAUUCUGGUAGUUGUGAUGUGAAGUCUAAUCGAGAGGAUGUGCAUAUAAAAGAUUAUCUGCCCAUACUGAGGGAUAUUUGUAAUAAACUUGAAAAGGCUAAGGGGAAGGUUCUUACUAUCUCAAAUAUUAAAAAGGACCUAGGUUAUCAAGAUGCUUUUGGACAUAAAGAAUGGAGAAAAAAUAUCUUACGUAGGUUGACACAAGCUCAGGUCGUGGAGGUAACUGAAAAGGGCAAGUCUUUGCGUCUUUUAAAGGAAUUUUCACCAAUGCACUUUAAUACUCGCAUACGUCGAUCUGAUGACCUUGGCCGAAAACAACCUCCGGUUAAAAUAGAAAAGAGAGGUCAGAUUGGCCAACAGCUUGUGGAGCUUCCCGUCGAGCAUCAGACUUUUGAAGUCCAGGAUUGGGGCAACAAUAGAAUGAGCAACGGACAGAAUUCUCCCAUAGAUGUGAGCAACACAGUUAAUGACACAAAAAUGCAGAUAAUGGAUUCUUCUGUACGGGACUUUGUACCUGUAAAAUCUUCAGUAACUGAAACAAUAUCCCCUAGAUGCCAAGCGUACAAAGCAUAUCCCAGUCAUAAAUUGCGAGAAGACUGGGCAAGGGAACAGAGAGAGCAGUGGAUACUUAAAAUGUUAGAGGAGGAGAAGUUCCUUAUAAAACCUGAGUUACAAAGACGACUUGAGAAUCUUGAGAAGGACAGGCACACAUCAAUGGACAAAAAGACCUUAGAACGCAGUUUGAAUAAGCUUCAACAUAAAGGGCACUGUAAAUGCCUUGAUGUCUUCUUCCCUGCUGUCACAAACUUUUGCGAGAACCGUAAAAAGUUAAUCCGCCUUGUUUGUGGUGAACAUACGGUAGACGCCACUCAUGUGAUACAGAUCACUCUUACUCAUGCGCUAGAGCUUAAACCUUACUUUGAGGAGCCUUUCUCUUCAACUGCACGAUCAUCUGAUUUUCAUGGUCCAGAUUCUUGCCAUCAAGUUAGACAUGAUUUUGUUCUUUCAAAUAGGAACGCUGUUGAUGAGUACUGGAACACUCUGGAGUACUUAUUGGCUGGUGCUAAUCCAGAAGCUGCUUCAAUUGCUUCCCCAGAAUCUGCAAUUCAAGAGGUGUUCCAUUGUUUUCACAAUAGGAAGCAAAUGCGUCUCUGUAGAUUCCAAGGAGUUGUAACUGCCAAAUGGAUGGAGGUUCAGCCCAUAGAAGGAUGGAAUAAUUCUUUACAGAAAAGAAAGAGGUCAUCAGGUGGAGAUCCUGCAAGACAUGAAAAGUUACGCACUUCAGACGUACGACCAAGUGACAAGAGCACAUUCGAUACUGUUGACCAAUUCCCUGAUGAACAAAAUGCUUUCCUGGUUUCUCCAGGGGAUGUUGGAUGUAAUUCUCAAAUAAAUUGCGUCGGUGAUCAUAGGGAGGUUACCAAAGGGCUAGAGCAAUGUGAAAAAACUGAGGCCAAUCACUCUUUCAUGAAGAGAAGUGAUAUCUCAAGUCUGAAGCCAACAUGCAGAUCAAGUUUCUCCUGGAGCGAAGAUGCAGACAGGCAAUUGGUGAUUGAAUUUGUAAGACACAAAGCUGCCGUUGGGCCAUAUUCUCGUUUUAAAUGGGCCUCAGUCAAAAACCUUCCAGCGUCACCUGAUGCCUGCAAAAGGAGAAUGACUGCUUUGAACUGCUGUAUGCAAUUCAGAAGUGCUUUAAUGAAUCUCUGUAAUGCAGUCUCGGAGCGUUAUGCACGGCACCUCCAGAACAGGUCUUUAGAUUGCGGUGAUUGUGAAGAGAUGGUUUGGCAUCAUGCCUCAGAAGAAGAAGAUUUGGAUCAAGGUGUUUCUGACGGCCGUGAACAUUCUAGAAAGGCUGUUGCACACGAGCGGUGGGAUGAUUUUGACAACGACAACGUAAAGGUUGCCCUAGAUAAGGUGCUAGAAUGCAAAAAGAUUGCUAAGUUGGAUGGUAGCAAUGGAGUUCAAUCUGCCAAUGAUAAUUCAGAUCUCAGUUUAAAUGCUGAAAGACCUGAGAAAAGCUCUCACUGGGUUCCUAAGAGGUGUGGUGAUCCUUUAAGUGAAAGCAACAGUGUAAGUAGGCAAGCAUUUGAAUCAGUUGCAGUUGCAAAUGCUGCAGAGCUAUUAAAGAUGGCAGUCCUGGCCUUCUCAAGAUUCCGACUGGUGCCAGCUUCCAUUGUUGCAACGUACAAUCAUUACCCAAAGCAUGAUAUUUUGGAUGCUUUCAACUUCCUCAAAGAGAAGAAAGUGAUCAGGACUACAGCCAAAGGCACCGUUGUAUUUCCUCCGAACAUCUUGAAUAGUAUGUUUUUAUCUCCGCUUCAAAGAGAAACUGGAGCACAAGCAGCUAGAUUUUCAACCUGGCUGCAUCAAAGAGAAAAAGAGAUGAUAAAUGGUGGGGUUGAUCUUCUGCCAGACUUGCAAGGUGGUGACGUCUUAACUUUAUGUGGUCUGUUGUCUUCAGGAGAACUGUCAAUUAUACCAUGCCUUCCAGAUGAAGGUGUUGGAGAGGCUAAGGAUGCCAGAACUCUCAAACGUAAACAUAAUAUUUGUGAGUUUUGGGAUGGAAACAGGAGUAAGAAAUUGAGACCAUGGUUGAUUGGCAAAGGUGAGGGUCGCAGAGCAAAGGGUUUUCCUGAUAUUACUUUAUCCUUGAGCCGUGCAACAUUUUUCAGCAGAGAAGCUGUAGAAUUUUUUAAAGAUGAUGACAAUCAGCCCUUGACACAAAUUGGUGAAGAAAGUCAAGUCAAGUUCAUGUCAGUUCUUGAAGCUAGCAGUAGCGCAUCUUACUUCGAAGGACAAAAUCAUGUAAAGGAAACACAUGAGAAUGAGAGUUACAGAUACACAGCAGUGUCUUCCAAAGAGUUGCUCUGGGAAGCCAUGGCAAGCUGUGCUGAACAGUUUUGCUCCUUUUCUUCUAAAAAGGAAAGUUCUGCAUUUAACCCACAGCUCUUUAGGUCUUUACUUUUGGCCAUUCAAAAGGCUGGUGACCAGGGUCUAAGCAUGAAAGAAAUCUCAAUGUCUGUGGAUGUUCAGGGGGAAAAGCUGCUGGGCAUUAUUGUCGACGUCCUUGAAACUUUUGGACAAGUAUUGAAGGUCAAUGCUUAUGAUUCUGUUCAUGUGGUUGAUUCAUUAUAUCGUUCUAAGUAUGUGUUAUCCACUAUGUCUGUUGCUCAACAAGAUUCUUUGGUCAUUCCUUCGGGAGUUUCUAAAGGGGCAGCACCAAGCAAACAUGAAGCCGCUGAACUCCAUAAUCCCACUGAUCAAGAGCAACCUUCUGAACCUUUACUUGAAAGGCAAAGCACAAAUAAUGACCAUGAUCCACUGGACUUCCAAACUGCAAAAUCUCAUUUCUGUAAGCCAAUAUUGUUUUGGAUUGAUGGCGAUGGCACUGUCAACAACAUUGUCUACAGAAAACUUGUGUCUCGUGCUCUGGGUAUCAUAAUGCAGAAUCCAGGAAUUCUAGAGGAUAAUGUUAUCGACCAGAUGCAUGGUCUGAAUCCUCAGAGUUGCAGAACUUUGUUAGAGAUGAUGAUUCUGGAUAACCAUAUCAUUGUGCGUAAAAUGUUUGAAACUACAGCUGGGCCACCUGCCAUUCUCAGUGGCCUUCUUGGAAGGCAAUUCAUGAAUUCAAAGAUUAUUUUAAAACGACAUCUCUUUGCGAAUCCCAUGAGCAGUUCCCUUUUGUAAAGAUGGAAACAUCUAUCUGUAAGUACAAGCACUGAUCUAUUAACGUUCUUAUAAUUUAAAGUCA